Messenger RNA from Morone saxatilis (striped sea-bass), 1595 nucleotides. RefSeq names its product growth/differentiation factor 8-like. The transcript has 3 exons. The record is from RefSeq and is a predicted model, not a curated record. Bases 107 to 1183 code for a protein of 358 amino acids. Gene Ontology annotation, cellular component: extracellular region. Gene Ontology annotation, biological process: SMAD protein signal transduction. Lineage: Eukaryota; Metazoa; Chordata; Actinopteri; Moronidae. Gene Ontology annotation, molecular function: cytokine activity; growth factor activity.
UCUGAUUAAAAAAAGAUCCUCGUAGCAGCCAAUCAUAACGUCCUGAGCCCCGGGAACAGACUCAUAUCAGACAGCGUCACUGCACUGACCCCUUCUUCUCUCCAGGAUGCUGCUCUUUCUCGGCCUCUUCUUCUCUGCGGGCUUUUCCAUGGAGAUGAACCAAACCUCCAAGCUGCUGGGAGCGGAGAGCGGGGAGCAGUGCUCGGCCUGUGACUUCCGGGAGCACAGCAAGCAGAUGCGGCUCCACAGCAUCAAGUCCCAGAUCCUCAGCAUCCUGCGGCUCGAACAGGCUCCCAACAUCAGCCGGGACAUGAUCCGCCAGCUGCUGCCCAAAGCGCCUCCUCUGACGCAGCUCCUGGACCAGUACGACCCGCGGGUGGAGGAGGAGGACCACGCCACGACGGAGACCAUCAUCACCAUGGCCACCAAGCCUAAUCCAAUCACCCAGGAUGAGUUUGCCUCCUGUUGUCUGUUCAGCCUCAGUCCGAAGAUUCAACCCAAAAACAUCCUGCGUGCUCAGCUGUGGGUUCACCUGCGGCCCGCCGACAUGGUCACCACCGUCUUCCUUCAGAUCUCCCGCCUCAAACCCGGUAAGGAGGGAAACAACACCCGAGUCAGAGUUCGCUCCCUGAAGAUCGACACUGAUGUUGGUGCUAGCUCUUGGCAGAGCAUCGACAUCAAGCCUCUGCUGCAGGCUUGGCUGCGUCAACCAGAGACCAACUACGGCAUCGAGAUCAACGCCUACGACUCCAGUGGAGCAGAUCUGGCUGUCACCUCAGCAGAGCCUGGAGAGGAAGGACUGCAACCAUUCAUUGAAGUGAAGAUCCUCGACCGCCCCAAGAGAUCCCGCCGUGACUCGGGCCUCAACUGCGACGAAGAGUCUGCAGAGACCCGUUGCUGCCGCUACCCGCUCACCGUCGACUUUGAGGAGUUCGGCUGGGACUGGAUCAUCGCUCCCAAACGUUAUCGGGCCAACUAUUGCUCAGGCGAGUGCGAGUUCAUGCACCUGCAGCAGUACCCGCAUGCACACCUGGUGAACAAGGCCAACCCACGGGGCACUGCGGGGCCCUGCUGCACGCCCACCAAGAUGUCGCCCAUCAACAUGCUCUACUUCAACCGCAAGGAGCAGAUCAUCUAUGGAAAGAUACCGUCCAUGGUGGUUGACCACUGCGGCUGCUCCUGAAGAAACCAUUUGCAGGCUCAAUUAUAGAAGCUUUGUUUUCAGCAAACGCGAUGCAAAAAUUCUUUGAUUUGUUAAAACCCAGUAACAUCUAAUCUAGAGGAGCGAUGCAAGUAUUUUUGAGGGCGACUCCUAAAGUUGUUUUUAUUCAUACUUUGUGCUUUUAUCCAAAUAAAAGAAAUAUCACAAAAAAAAAACCUUAGAUAUGAUGGAAAACAUGAUAGAAACAACAGUCGGACGGACAAACUAAAGGUCAUAAAAGCACAACAGAGACAACAGAAAUUCUUAAAUAAUCUAAACUUUACAAAAAAUGCAAUAAUAAAAGUCGCGAAGUUGCAUCCUUAUCUUCGAUAAUGUGAAGGAGGGAUUUAAAUCAAAUCCAACAGAUUUCACUGGAUCGCUCAAAGUGGGCACA